AUGGCCAGCCAAUGGUUUUCCAUUGACCUUCAGCAGGAAGUGAGCUGCCCCAUCUGCCUGGACAUUCUGCAGGACCCUGUCACCAUCGACUGUGGGCACAACUUCUGCCAUGGUUGCAUUACUCAGCUUAAGAAAACUUCUGAAAAUUUCUUCCAAUGUCCCAUCUGCAAAAGUUCAUUGAAAAAGGACACAUUCUCACCCAAUUGGCUGUUGGGGAAUCUGGUGGAGAGAAUCCAAGCUAUAAACUUCUCUGAGAGGUGGUCAGAAGAGGAGGAACUGAGGUGUCCAAAGCACGGGGAGAAGCUGCACUACUUCUGUGAGGAGGAUGGCGAACUCCUCUGUGUGGUGUGUCAUGACUCCAAGGACCACAAAUCCCAUAACAUGAGUGUGAUAGAAGAAGCUGCCCAGCAUCACCAGGAGCGGAUCCAAUUACAUGUGGGGAUCUUGCAGCAAAAGAAGCAGGUAUACUCAAAUGAUCAAGAUGAAGAGAAGAUCUCCACCUUCAUGGCCCAGGUGAAGUUUGAGAAGCAACGGAUCCAGUCAGAAUUCAAGCACCUGCAGCAGAUACUGGAGGAGGAGGAGAGCUACCUCCUGUCCAGCAUGGAGUGUCUGGAAAAAGAAGGUAUCAAGGAAUGUGAACAGUACGAUGCUGCCGUCCAGGCACAGUUCAGCUCAUUCAAGGAUUCCCUGAAGUCCAAGCAGCAGAUGCCACCCAGACAGCUGCUGCAGGACAUCAAAGGGACCUUGCACAGGAAUGGAGAGGUUCAGUUUCAGUUUCACAGCACAACCCCAAUUCCUCUGGACCUGCAGAAACAACUGAAUAAAGCAAAGUCAAGACAUGACUGCAUCAUCAGGAGCCUGAGGAAAUGUGGAGAUCAACUCCACGCUGACAGGAAAAAAUACCAAGCCAAGUUCCUCCAAGACAUGAGGACAACCCGCAGGCAGAGUGCCCCUGUGACCUUCGAUGGGGACUCGGCCCACCCUGCCCUCAGCCUUUCCCGGGAUCUGAAAACGGUGAUAGCGGACAUGAUCCCUCAGGACUGCAUCGAGGAUCCGGGGGAGCCACAGCGCUUCUUCCCGUCCCGUUGCGUGCUGGGCUCGCCAGGCUUCUCCACCGGCCGCCACACCUGGGAGGUGGAACGCAGUGGGCCCAGGGGUGGACCCUGCGUGCUGGGCGUGGCGUGGGAGCAGGCCCCUCGGCAGGGCAGCCUGACCCUGGAGCCUGCCAGCGGCUUCUGGGUGCUGCGCUUCGCCAGAUUCAAGUGCCAGGCGCUCACUGGGAGCAACACGUGGGAGGACCUCCCGGUCUGUCCCAGGAGAGUGGGAGUCUGCGUGGAUCUCCAGGAAAAGGAAGUCAGCUUCUACGACCCUGAUACCAACAACCACAUCUACACUUUCCAGGCCUCCUUCCCGGGGAAGAUCUUCCCUUUCUUUAGGCUGCUGUUCUCAGGCACCCAGCUCACCCUGAACCCCUAG
Messenger RNA from Ochotona curzoniae (black-lipped pika), 1476 nucleotides. RefSeq names its product E3 ubiquitin-protein ligase TRIM31-like. Lineage: Eukaryota; Metazoa; Chordata; Mammalia; Lagomorpha; Ochotonidae. Gene Ontology annotation, molecular function: zinc ion binding; protein binding. The transcript is spliced from 7 exons. The coding region runs from base 1 to 1476 and encodes 491 amino acids. The record is from RefSeq and is a predicted model, not a curated record.